Molecule: messenger RNA, 1932 nt
Organism: Penicillium canariense
Lineage: Eukaryota; Fungi; Ascomycota; Eurotiomycetes; Eurotiales; Aspergillaceae
Product: Zn(II)2Cys6 transcription factor
Exons: 9
Coding region: 1-1932 (643 amino acids)
Biological process (GO): regulation of DNA-templated transcription
Molecular function (GO): zinc ion binding; DNA-binding transcription factor activity, RNA polymerase II-specific
Source: RefSeq, a predicted model, not a curated record
AUGAAUCAGCAGGGCAACAUGGUCCUAGGCCCCAAGCCGACCAAGGCAUGUGUCAACUGCCGGAGACUUAAGAUGAAAUGUGAGGUCUCAGGAGCACCUCCUUGCCGUCGUUGUCGACACACUCAGACGGCGUGUGUUUUUAAGCCCCGAGCUAAUGCAUCUGCAUUGCACGAAUCGGUCGAAGAGGCUCAAAGUGACCAUUCGGCGACUCGUCCAUCGGUGUAUGAUCAGCAGUCAAUUCUUGAUCGACUGGAUCGAAUCGAGAUCGCACUGGGAAUCACCCAGGAAACACCUGAAGAGGCUCUGACCACCCAAAGUUUAGACCUCGAUGAUGAUACAGAUUCUCUGCCGUUACGUGGAGUCUGGAAUGCUGUUGCUCACUUAAGGGCUAUGGCUCACCCUGUACCAGAUGAAAGCGUCUGGUCUCGACCAAUUGUGAAACAACUGUGGAGCUCAUUCUUGAACAACCUGCCACUCCUUCAUUUCUUGAAAGACCAGGACGCAUUCGCUAAGCCAACACCAUUACUGCUUGCUUCCGUGCUUUACAUUUCUGCCCUUCAUCACCAGUCAUCUGAGUUGGGUGCGAUGGAAUCGGGCUAUUUUGCAGCUACAUGCAGUGCAAUUGCGGAGCUCGUGACACCUCGCGUCAGACCAGACUCUUUCGUCAGAGAUCAAUUUCGUGCGGACGGAAAGUGGGCGGCGUCUGUGCAAAGCAAGAAGGAUAAGGCAUUCCACAAUAUAUUGGGCCUGAUAAUGGCAAGCCUGAGCUCCGAAGCUUAUAUUGAUGCUACCGGGUCAUGGAUUGCCAUCGCAUAUCGCAUCUGGCUGGAUCAUUGUCCAUCUGAAUUGGAUCAUUCCACACCCGAUUGGCGGGGGCUGUUUUCGGGUCUUCAGGUUAUUGAUAUUGAACACGCCUCGAUGCACAUGUCCUAUCCUCUGCUUCCUCGCCAGCCACCCUCACCCAGCAUCCAACGACUGGAUAGCCAACAACCGAAUGCGUUUCAGGGUCUCGCUGACAUGAUGCACUAUGGCUUGAGUCAUUUUGUUGGCAGAGGCCUGCCGACUAUUUGGUGCUCAAUAAACGAAGACCUUUCUGGCCAUACCCAUAUUUCCCAGUCUUCAUUUACUGAGCACGAUUCUGAGGUCAUCCGGCUUUGGGCACGUAAGCUAGAUGACUGGUUGGUAUUAUACAAUGGGGCAUCUCAACCCACCCCUUCGGAUCGACAGGGGAUCCUGAUAUUGCUACAAUAUCAUCUGCACAAGCUUUAUGUCUUGUCUAUUUACUAUCCUGCUCGAGGCUUUGAUCUGAGCUCCGCAAAUAUUACCCCGGUUGAAAGACACGAAUUACUUGUUUCAGCAAGGACUGUAUUGAGGCUACGGCAGGAUGAUGCUAGCAUUUGGUCCAAUUGGGAUCUGAUCAUGAUCACAUGGGCUGCUAUUUUACUUCUUCGUGGUGUGGAGGAUGGUAUGACGCAUCAAGACGACCUUCAUCUCAUCCAAGCACAUUUAUAUAGCUUAAAACGAAGCCAUCAGUCCGCAGCCAGCAUCCAUACUGUUUUAUCCCAGCGCCUCGAGUCCAGCAUGCAAGCAAUGAAUACGCCGCCAGAUACCAGCUCGGCAUUAGUACUCCCUGGGCCGAUGGGGGACGAGUCGUGGACCAUUUUUGACCAAGACAUCAUGUCUCUAGCAAACCCACCAUGGCUUUUCCAUGGCUCAUUGCCCUUUUCCCAGGCCCAAAAGCCUACGAAUCAUGUUCAGGACCCACAGACAGGCAUGUCUUAUGAUCCGGGUCUUUUGUCCAACAGUGGCCCCUCGUUCUCGGCCAACUCGCAAUGGAACAAUGCACAACACCCACCCGGUGCUUUGCCAUCUACAUUGAACCGAAUAUUUGGGAAUGAGACUCCAAAUCAAGAAAGCGGGUUGAUUGGGUGA